UUUUGGAUUCAGGCUCGGAAACAUCUGUUUUCCAAAUGUUACACCCGAUAUAAAAUAGUGGACACAGACUGUCUCAGACAGUGGGUCCAGGCAUCAGAAAUGCAUCUCAAGUGUGCCUACUUGCUUACGGGCCUAAUCUUUGCGGUUUAUGGUCAAAAUUAUCCCCCGCAUGAUGUAUAUUGGAUCAAUCAAUAUCGACAAGGUUUCAACUUCCAGUGUCCCAACGGUGAAGCAUUGGUAGUAAUACAGAGUUACUUUGAUCAAAACGAAGGUCCUGAUAGAGUUUGGAGUUUCGAAUGCAUGCCCACGCCCGAGGAUUUAGGGCAGGUGACAGAAUGCUGGUGGGAUGAUAUAAUGCACCCGGGUUUGGAAUGGUACCACACUUGUACAAACAAUGGUAUUGUAGCUGGAAUACAAAGCCGAUACUUUGAGAGCGUUCAGGAUCGGGACUGGCAGUUCCUCUGCUGCAAAUACAACAGAAGAUGCCCGUAUCAAUGCCGGCAAACAACUGACGUCCCUGAGCAAUAUGAAGAAGAAGGACAUUUUGUGAUGCCACAAUACGGCUAUUUCAUCAGGGGAGCUGGAACUACUUUUUCAGCUGUGUCAAGGGAUCGUCAAUGGAAAUACAUAAUCUGUCUGAUGACCACCUUUGACUGUCCUUUUGACAACCUGUAGAAGUUGCAAGCUGAGUCCUGAUAUUGUCCAGGGAACAAGAUAUGUUUAGCUGAAUUGCCUCUAUUAAUAACAAAUCUCUUCUGCUCUCUAAACAAUUUCUUUAAAAGAAAGCAAUACACGCAACGUUGUAAACAGUAGCUUCUAGUAGAAACAUGGUUAACGUAAGAUUAUCCUUUAAUCAGAGAAAGCAGGAGACAUUUCCUGGAACAAUUCAUUGCCUGGACGUAAUGAAUUAUUGGAGAACCAUUUGCAUCAGAAUAGACACGUGUAAAGGAUCCUCUCAAUCUUCCUCAAUUACUUUAAAUAGAAGAAAAUUGGGCCUGUUGCAAUUUCCUUAGAACACCAAUGCGCUCCAACUCACCAAAUUUUCUGAUAUUCAUUGUACUCAGGCAAUUGAAUGAAUUUGGGUUUCCACUCUCCUCCCACACAGACACUUACUGAUUUUAAGAGCCUUUGUUUUCAGGGCAUGGUUUAAUGGAUGUUCAGUUCAAACCCAAAAUAUGUAGUGCUUUUAGCUAGUGUUGAUGAUCUAUUAGUCCACUUUUCAUUGAUGUUAUCAACCUGAUUGCAACCAAUGUUACAUGCAAAUCAAAGCUUUUAUAUCUCCUGAGAAAAUAAUUUGGACGCUUUCACAUUCUCUCCCCCUCUUAAAGAUAAAUCCAGCCAGACUCGAACACGCAGCUAAAAUAUUUAUACUUAACUAGAUAGCUCGCUGGAGUUGUCUGAAGGGCGCAUAGCAUACGUUGUACAGAAGUACCCUCAGUGAAUACAGGACUGACUGUGACUGCUUUCUUAAGACAAACUGUUCACAUGUUGGUGUUGGAAGCCAGACUUGUAUACUGUAACUUAUGUAUACAAUAAUGCAACACCCACACUGCCAAAGAAGGUAAAAAUCCAAUCUGGAUGUUAGCAAUAAACAUAUUAAUACGUUUGCGAGUAAUUCUUUUCACAGGGUGGAAUUCUGCCCUCAUUGUCGUCACUUACGGUUAGAUGGAUGCUCCAGCUAGUUAGUAUUCGCAGGUAACACACAAAUACAUUUUCAAAUGAAGGAUUUAGGUGAUUAAUUCAAAACUUGCAAUGUUAAAGCUCAACUACCUGAAAUCCCAAUUGAUUUCAAGAUAGGAUCUCAAAAGAUCUCAGCGUUCAGAUGGCUUCCCCCCAAUUUUUCAAAGAGAACCUUCCGGCAGUAGAUGGAACCAGGGAUAGAUCUUCUACCUGAAAUCAAUGGACUGUGCCCAUGAGAAUUCUCACUGGUAUAGCCUGUGCUCUGGCGAGUUUUGUUGAAGCAAUCUAAAAGAAAUAAUAUCUUUACCAAGCAAAGUUAAUCAGUUCCACUGAGAAUCAAUGAUCUUUUGGAAAGCCUUUUGAUCUCAGUCCUGUAUGUUAGUCUCAGGCAUUAGAAGAUUUAUGUCACUCUGGUGCCUCCUGAUUGAUUUGGUUAGAUGCUAUUGAUAUAUCGCUUACAGGCUUUAGUGGUGAACAGUCACUACUUAGAUGACCUAUCCUUGCAUUUUGGAGUGGGAUCUAGGGCAUGGGCAUAGGCAUCCAGACACUAGGCAUGGCCCCAACUGGCUAAUCAUGUGGACUUCAGCUGGUGGAGCAGGUCAAUAGGAACCGCACCCUCAAAAGAUCUCAUAUUCUACAAUGCAUUUUCCGCACUAUAUGCCCACUGCUGGCAGACAACAAAAAAACAUGGUACUUAUUCAUGUUAUAUUCUCCGUUAAGUAAAUGUCUAUGUGAACAAGAAGGUUCUAAAUGUUCGAGCCUAUAUUUUUAGCUGCUGUUAAUAUAUACGCUAUAUAGUUCUUUACCAUUUGCUUGUUUCUGCUUAAUUAAACAAAAUUAACUGGUA
This is a messenger RNA of Amblyraja radiata (thorny skate), 2527 nucleotides long. It is a transcript of the gene dpt, whose product is annotated as dermatopontin. Lineage: Eukaryota; Metazoa; Chordata; Chondrichthyes; Rajiformes; Rajidae. Gene Ontology annotation, biological process: collagen fibril organization. Gene Ontology annotation, cellular component: extracellular matrix. The transcript has 4 exons. The coding region runs from base 100 to 675 and encodes 191 amino acids. The record is from RefSeq and is a predicted model, not a curated record.